CUCCCUCUCUCUGGCCUACCCAGACCAUGACACUCCUCGACGAAUGGAAUUCACUUCAAUUGAAGGAAAUAGAUGGUCCUUACCCCUAUGAUCCCUAUGGCGAUGCUCCCAUCCAUCGUGUGGCUCAAUGCUCUCGGAGGCCCAAAUGAUGCGCAAAGUGCACUUUAUAGGCAGCGCCUAGUGACAACCCCUAAGAGAAUGCUGCCCCACGGCUCGAUCUGUAACUCACACACUCUAGUGCAGUUCGCGAUGAAAGACUGACAUGACCAAAUCUUCGGAUGCCACAAGGCUGGGCUGUGCCAUAGGUAAAUGCAGGGGUUCGGUCAGUGCUUCCAAUGAAUGCUACUCGGGCAACUUGUGUGUGCGUGCAGCGAUGACUGUGCAUCAGGCAAACUCCCAGGCAGAUAGAUCUAUUGUGGACGUCAGGCAGUAUAAUACGACAUUCGGGUCGGCGAACGCCACCUCCUCGAAUUUCUCCAAAUUUUGAAUGCGUAGAAACACCUCUCAUCAUUGUCAACAAAGUCAAACUUGGGCCACUAGGCGCUUCGCAGAAUGGUGGCCUCCGAGGCUUUAGGUCUGGCGACCAACAUUGUUCAACUCGUCGACUUUAUUAGCAAACUCGUCUCGAAUGCUGUUGCCAUAUACAAGUCGGCGAACCAGGCCAGCGCUGGCAAUCUAGUUCUCCAAGAUGUCGCUAAUGACCUAAUCCGACUUAGCAGUGUUGUUGUGGCAUCUAACAGUCCGGGAGGUGAGGGCCUCAAGCAGCUUGCUCAGAGUACGAAGGAGGUUGCGAAGGAUCUCCUCGCUAUACUAGAUUGUAUGCAGACUAAGGGACAAAAGACGAAAUGGAAGAGCUUCCUGCUUGCCAUGAAGGAAGUUCGCAACAAAGAAACUGUCACAUCAAUCACCAGCAGUGUUACGAGACUACAAUUGCAAAUGACUCUACAUCUUCAGUUUCAAAUCAAGGAAGACAUGGCCUCCAUCUCUCAGCAUAUUCAAGACUUAGAAAAUACUAGCCAUCAUCUCCAACUCAGCAAUGCUAAAGAACUUGAAAAGCUACGGGCCGAUCUUCUCGGUGCUUUCAAUGCUGUAAAUACCACAUGUAUGAAUCAGGCUGAGAAAUCUCUCGUCUUGGAUCUCGAACGCUUGUCUCUCGGGAAUGUUCAUACAUUAUCACGAACGCUACCUAACUACGCAAAUAAGAUCUCAACCCUAUCCGAAAGCGUAGAUGCGGUUGCAGACCACCAAGAAGUUAUGAAAGCAUUCUAUUUCGAUAAACUCAGCGCUCGAGAAGAGAAGAUCGCCAAGGCCCAUGCGAAUACUUUCGAAUGGGUAUUCAGCGAUGUACUCUCUGAUGGAAAGACAAAGAUUGGUUUCUCAAAGUGGUUAAGGGAUGGGAAUGGGAUUUUUUGGGUCCGCGGCAAAGCGGGAUCAGGGAAAUCUACGCUGAUGAAGCUUAUCAGCCAUCACCCAACCACGUUACAUGCCUUACGACAAUGGUCCGGGUCACAUCAAUUGGUUAUGGGAAGAUUCUACUUCUGGAAUCCUGGUACGGAUCUUCAAAAGUCGCAAGAAGGGCUUUUUCGUUCUCUCAUAUUCGAAACAUUACAACAGUGCCCUGAACUGUCCAUUCACGCCAAGAAGCUAUUCAUGAACGAGCAGUGCAGCACCUCCCACUUGAGCACACAGCUUGGAAACAGAGCAGACUGGAAACUUGGAGAGCUGGCCGACAUUCUGAGUGGAAUCUUGAAUCACGAUAGAGCGAAAAGGUUCUUUUUCAGCAUUGAUGGGCUGGACGAAUAUAAAGCCCAGUAUACUCUGGAUCACCAGGACUUGAUAGAUGCCCUACAUAAAUUAGCGGCUUCUCCUAAUGUUAAAUUAUGUGUGUCAAGCAGGCCAUGGACAGUCUUCAUGGACGCAUUCGAUCGAGGUAUUGACCGUUGCCUCAAAUUAGAAGACCUGACAAGAGAUGAUAUAAGGGCCUACAUCAAAGACAAGUUCAAGGCGCACAAUCAGUACACCAAGCUCAUGCAGAUAGAUCCCAGCUACUCCUCCUUAGUGGACGACGUUGUCGGAAAGUCUCAAGGUGUCUUCCUGUGGGUUUUUCUCGUCGUCCGGGAGCUCUUAGAUGGACUCACUUAUCACGAUUCACUCAAAACCAUGCAACAGCGCGUGGAUAGCUUCCCAGGCACUCUCGAGAAGUUCUUCCAACACAUGCUCGAUUCUAUCCCCGAAAUCUACAGACCGCAAACAGCAAAGAUAUUUCAAGUGUCGGCGUUAUACGAUUUUCCCCUUCCCAUGAUACUUUACAGUUUCCUAGAAGAUUUCAACGACAACCCCCACCUAAUCACCGAAAGGGUCUACCGCCCGAUGGGGUCAACUGAAUUCAAAGAGCGCUGGGAGAAAAUGCAUCGAAGGCUUGAUGCUUGGUGUAAGGGCUUACUUGAGGUUGAUGAACCUCUCUUGGGGUCAUAUCUCGCUGAUCCCAUAAGUCCGCAAGUGAAUUUUCUUCAUCGCACUGUCCAAGACUUUGUCCUUUCAGAUGAAGUUGCUUUUACGCUAAAAUCACCGAACAACGAGCGUCGACGGAUAUGGCUUCAGUUCCGCUAUACCAUCAUUCACUGCUAUAGACGAUUUUCAUCGAUGGGAAACGCUGCGGUGUCUACUCUGACUAAGAUCCUGGUUUACUUCUCUGGGAAGGGUGAGAAGGAUGGCAUUGACUGCCAUGCGAUAAACAACAUUACAUUAGACCUGUGUGACGCUGUGCUUCCACCUAGGCGAUGCGAAGUCAAUUUCAAGCUCAUUUUACAUGCCAUAUGGCUCGGCCAACCAUAUAUUAUCAAGUUUAUAACUCCAUUGUUGGAGGAGGAAGGCUUGGACGGGGUCAUGUCUCGAUGCUUGAGUGGCGCCAAAAACUCAGAAAGCACCCGCUUGUUUAUUUCAUGUGUUGAGGCGCGGGGGCUUUCAAGCAAGGCCGUGUUUAAGUACGCUUUCAGUAAUUACUUAACGUGGCUGGCUACUCAAGAUCCUGUUGUUACUAGAGACAAGAGAGUUCUCAGUAUAGUUAAGGCAAUUGCUUCUACGGGAUAUAAGCUUGAUGGGAAGCUCGUUGCGACUUACUUUCCCGAUCAUUACUCUGAAUUAAUGUGCGGAGCCCCGUCAGUUGGCGGAGGGAGAAAACGAGAAUUAGAGGAUGGCGCAGCCACGCACGAGAGAAAACGGGUUCGCGCUGAGGAUAUAUCUGACUGAAGCCCGGGAUUCUCGAAACAAAUUAGCAUAUGAAUAUAGAACUAACGUGUGUUAAAAGGGGAUGAUUUUUAGUAUAGUGCAGGCCUAGGAAGAAGAAACUAAUUCACGAUGCCUAUUACAUAUCCGUGUGUAAGUAUGCCAUGGACAGCCAAGGCUUUCCAGCAGCUAGCUAACCUAAUCCAUAUAUUCCAAUACACCUAAACUCGAGGAACGAAACGGCACAAACCGGGAAGCCAUGGAAAGUUGUUUACUUGAAACCACAUCGAUACUCACAAAGAAAUGGGAAGCUAAAAUGUGAGUCUUUGACUGGGGUGGAACGAACUAGUUGCAGUGCAACCACGUCAGGAAUUCAGAGCCCUAGCUGCUGUCCACGUGCAUUGUGAUAUUAAGUAGAUUACAUUAUGUAGCAUAAAAUUAGCGUCGUAUUAAGAUGGCACACUAUUA
Messenger RNA from Xylaria bambusicola, 3693 nucleotides. RefSeq lists its product as uncharacterized. Bases 553 to 3249 code for a protein of 898 amino acids. NCBI's taxonomy places the organism in Eukaryota, Fungi, Ascomycota, Sordariomycetes, Xylariales, Xylariaceae. The transcript has 2 exons. The record is from RefSeq and is a predicted model, not a curated record.